This is a messenger RNA of Ilex paraguariensis (yerba mate), 634 nucleotides long. The record is from the annotation of a GenBank genome assembly. Lineage: Eukaryota; Viridiplantae; Streptophyta; Magnoliopsida; Aquifoliales; Aquifoliaceae.
UCUCUCACACACACACACACACACAUCGAUGGUCACUCUUCGAACUCACCAUGCGCACCUCCUUCAACUCGGCUGUCAUUCACCGAGAUUCCUCCACUUUCGAAACCCUAAUUCCAUUUCAUUUUCCAAGAAACCGCAUUUUCCUGGGAAAAUCGGGUUUUUGAGUUCUGGUUUUGGAAACACAAGUCGAGGGAAUUCGUUUAAUUGUUGCUUUUUAAGCAAUGGAAAUACUGAAGUUGAGACUGUCACGGCUAAGGAUGAGAGAGAAAGGCCUUCGUUUGAUAUCAAUCUGGCUGUCAUUCUUGCUGGUUUUGCAUUUGAAGCCUACACAACCCCACCUGAGAAUUUAGGAAAGCGAGAGGUGGAUGCAGCCAAUUGUAAGACAGUGUUUCUAUCAGAGUCUUUUGUGCGUGAGAUUUAUGAUGGUCAGUUAUUCAUAAAGCUAAAGAAAGGUUUUAAUUUUCCUGCCAUGGAUCCAUGGGGAACAAGUGAUCCAUAUGUGGUCAUGCAAUUGGAUAGCCAGGUCUUCAAAAGCAAAGUUAAAUGGGGGACAAGAGAACCAACAUGGAAUGAGGAGUUCACUCUAAAUGUCAAGCAGCCCCCAUCGAAGGAUCUUCAGGUCGUAUUCUUUUAG